AGCAAAAAAAAGGAACAAAUUUAAACAUUCGGAGCAUGUCAAAUCCGACCUGAAAAAAUAACCUAGUGGAACAGAACGGGUCGAAUCAUCAAUAGAUUUGGAUCGGAUCAGAUCCGGUCAUAAUCGGAUAAGAUCUCCAUUUACACUGCCAAACUCCAACUAAUGGUCCUAUUUUGAUUGGUAGAAUAAAAGCAGUUAACUUGUACUGGAUUACAGCAGAUCUUAACCUUCCAAAACCCUAACUCUUUUGUUCUAUCUUUCACUGACUCACACUUUCUCUCACUUCCCCCACACCAAGUGCGAAGAGAGAGAGAGAAAAAUCCCAAGCGCUAGGGUUUUAGCCGAGCUUCAGAAGGUGAACUAGGGUUUUUGCCAGAGAUGAAGAUUGUAGAAGACAAAGGCAAAAAGCCGAAACUCGCUGAGAAAAGCGACGACCAAAAUUCCGAUGUCAUCGAUGAGAAGCUCGUCCUUUCAAUCGAGAAGUUGCAGGAGAUGCAAGAUGAGCUUGAAAAGAUCAAUGAGGAGGCCAGUGAUAAGGUCUUGGAGGUGGAGCAGAAGUACAAUGAGAUACGCAAGCCAGUCUAUGAUAAGCGGAAUGAUAUUAUAAAAUCUAUUCCUGAUUUUUGGUUAACUGCUUUUCUGAGUCACCCUGCUCUUAGCGAGCUUUUGAGUGAGGAAGAUCAAAAGAUUUUCAAACAUUUAACUUCACUAGAGGUUGAGGACUUCAAAGAUGUGAAAUCGGGUUACUCAAUCUCAUUUAACUUCAGCCCCAAUCCUUAUUUUGAGGAUACAAAGAUUACCAAGACUUUUACAUUCCAAGAUGAAGGAACAAAAAUUACUGCUACAUCAAUAAAGUGGAAAGAGGGAAUGGGAAUACCUAAUGGAGUUAACCAUGAGAAGAAAGGAAACAAGAGGCCUCCAACUGAAGAAAGCUUCUUUAGUUGGUUCACUGAUACUCAACAGAAAGAUGACGUAGAGGAAAUCCAUGAUGAGAUUGCCGAUAUAAUUAAAGAGGAUUUGUGGCCGAACCCCCUUACAUAUUUCAACAAUGACCCUGAUGAGGAAGAUUUUGAUGAAGAAGCUGAUGGAGAGGGAAAGGAUGACAACGAAUCUGAGGAUGAUGACGAAGAUGAUGACCAACUAGAAGAUGAUGACGAUGAAGAUGAAGGUGACGGCAAGUGAUGUUUUCAUUUUGAUGCUGGCGGUCUCUCUUUUGUUGCUCAGCUUUAUGUAAAGUGGUAUGUAGUGGAAGUGGUUGCUAUAAAUUGUCAAAUUGCCUUCAGGUUAUAGAGGAGGGUGGCCAUAUUAACUAUUUCCUAUUAGCAAUCUCAAUCGUGUAGUCAAACUCAUUGCUCUCGCUGUUGGUGGUUUUCUGAAGUUCUUUCUUUUUUUCUUACAUUUUGACCUUUCAUCGCCUCUUACCCCACUGUUUGGUUUUUAUUUUUUGGCCAAUUUAUAUUUAAAUAACAAUGAGGUUAUUUUUGUGGUAUCUUCCUCCAUAUAUUAUAUAACGGUAACUUGCCUUCCUUUGA
This is a messenger RNA of Cannabis sativa, 1532 nucleotides long. RefSeq names its product NAP1-related protein 2. Gene Ontology annotation, molecular function: histone binding; chromatin binding. The record is from RefSeq and is a predicted model, not a curated record. Gene Ontology annotation, biological process: nucleosome assembly. Lineage: Eukaryota; Viridiplantae; Streptophyta; Magnoliopsida; Rosales; Cannabaceae. The transcript has 10 exons. Gene Ontology annotation, cellular component: nucleus; chromatin. The coding region runs from base 379 to 1182 and encodes 267 amino acids.